Lycium ferocissimum is the source of this 764-nucleotide messenger RNA. RefSeq lists its product as uncharacterized. The coding region runs from base 231 to 458 and encodes 75 amino acids. NCBI's taxonomy places the organism in Eukaryota, Viridiplantae, Streptophyta, Magnoliopsida, Solanales, Solanaceae. The record is from RefSeq and is a predicted model, not a curated record. The transcript is spliced from 3 exons.
UUGUUAUUAGUGUUAUGGCUCGCGGAGUAUAAUUACAUUCACGACUCAUUAGUGGCAAUGAAUUCGAUUUUAGAAUACAUAUAUAUAUUUUGGAAAGAUUUUCAACUUUAUAUUGUUCGUGUAUUGUUGUUGUUUCAACUUUAUAUUGUUCAAUUGAUCGAGUGCAUCGUCCACGGCAACCAUUGCCCAAAAAGCUAGUUGGAUUCACUUUUUAAUUCGUAUACCCACUAAUGGCAGCCAUGACAUUUGUAACGGGAAUGUGCGUUUUUCAGCUGACAAGGAACGUUCUCUUAAACCCUGAUGUCAGGAUCAACAAAGCUCAUAGAAGCAUGGCAGUACUUGAAAAUGAAGAAGAAGGAGAGAAAUAUGCACAACACAAACUUCGCAAUUUCCUUCGCAGUCGUCCACCACAAGUCAUGCCUUCUAUCAACCGUUUCUUCUCUGAUGACACCAACUGAUCAUAUCUCAAUCCAAUUAAGAAAUUCUGAAUUAUUCAGUCAUGCAUCUGUACAAAAAAGAUUUCUAGCCAUGAUUGGUUUGACAUAUUUCUAGUUCCUUUUUAUUUUCUUUUGGUUUGACAUAUUUCUAGUUCCUUUUUAUUUUCUUUUGGUUUGACAUAUAUGAAGUCGUGAUAUAUGGUUUGUGUAAUUUGAGUAUUUCUACAGAGAUGUACUAUUUUUUAUUUUUUUUAUGCUGUUAAGAUAUCACAAUCAUUUUAGUGAUUUACCCGUACAGUCAUAAAUAAUAGUACCCACUUUUUAUUU